Molecule: messenger RNA, 804 nt
Organism: Impatiens glandulifera
Lineage: Eukaryota; Viridiplantae; Streptophyta; Magnoliopsida; Ericales; Balsaminaceae
Product: ninja-family protein Os07g0602900-like
Exons: 2
Coding region: 1-804 (267 amino acids)
Biological process (GO): signal transduction; negative regulation of DNA-templated transcription
Cellular component (GO): nucleus
Source: RefSeq, a predicted model, not a curated record
AUGGCAACCUCCAACAACAACAAUGGUUCUCCAGCUCUUGACCUAUCCGGUUCUGGUUCCGGUUCUGGUUCUUUCAUUGAGAAUCAUGUUGAUGCUGCCAAUGCCAACCAGGUUGAGUUGAGCUUGGAUCUGUCAAUCGGGAGAAGCUUGACGAAACCGAUCCAUUUCCAAAAUUCAAUGGAGUCUGGUGAGAAUCCCAGUUCGGAAUUGACUGCUGUUGUCAUUCCGAAGGAGGCCGGGGAGCUAGUUGGAGAUCAGAUCGAAGUUAAGGGGGAGAUGAUGGCCACGACUGUGGAGGGGAAGAAGAGGAAGCUAGAGGAAAUGGGUGUGACGGAGGAUUCGAGGGAGAUGGAGACAAUCGAAGGGAUUCUCGCCAAAGACAGUGUGGAUGUGAAAAAGACUUGCAUGCCUAGCUCCUCUCUGGAAGGAGAUGCUGUCAAGAGUGAGACCGGGGGGAUGAUUGUCGGAGCAGGAGGAGAAGAGAACAAAGGCAAGAACCCGACAUCAAAUGAAGGAGGAGGAUCAACCGCAACCGCAACAGGACCACCACCACCACCAGCUGCUAGGCCGACUUUCAAAAUUUUCAGGCACCCGCAGAUACCAUGUGUGUCAACAAAAGGUAAUGGACCGAAUGGUAAGAGGAUUAAUGGCUUCUUAUACAAGUACACAAAGACGGAAGUCUGCAUUUGUUGCAUUUGUCAUGGAACCUCGUUUACUCCGGCCGAGUUCGUUGAGCAUGCAGGUGGUAUAAACAUCGCCAAUCCUUUGAGGCACAUCACCAUGAUACCUUUCCGUCUUACUUAA